AUGGCGGACUUUAAUUUGAUCGACGCGUCUUUCCAGAGAACUAUCAAGCAUCGAAGUGAAGAUGCGCAGACCGCCUGUCAAUGGUUGGAUACUUUAGCCGGGCUUACCAGACAUGUCGACGGCGCGAAGGGGCCACUGGGCCACCUGCGUUGCUACUUGCAACGUUUGGGAGACGACCGGCUCAUCCAGGAACACUGGGAAUAUGCGAGAGAGCUUGCUGGUGCUCCCGAGGCGAUUGAAGACAACGAAGAGAAUGCGAAGAGCGCCAUUACCGAGGGCAAUACCAGCAAACCAGAACAGAAAGGGAUGAAGACUACUUCCCAAGGCCGAAAGCGGAAGAAUGAAGACGAGCUCGAAAGCAUCGCUGAGAAGAAGGAUGAGUUCAGGGAUGUGUAUCAAGAUGAUGGAACAUUAAAAAAGCCGAACCUUAUUUACAUAGCUCGGACGAACGCAAACGGAAUCCGAUUCUAUGUAAAAGUUAAUGGAUCCAUCAGAUGCAUGAAGUAUAAAAACCUGAAAAAAGACGGUUCUUUCCUUGUGUAUUGCUGCGAGCCUUCCUGCAAAACGGUUCAUUCUCUAAAAGUACGAGAUUCUGACAUGGGACUCUAUCAUGGAGGCGGAGCAAGAAUAUGGAAGCUAGCACAUAAGCACCCUGAAAUUCACAAUCCGGCCUUUUAUGAAGUGCUCGAGUGGAAUACCACUAGCCACGUUUGCAAGGAACUUGGCAAUGAGCUCGAUGUCUUGAAACAACAACCUAGUACUUCCACCAACGUUAUCAAAGAAAUAACGAACAAUAAGCACGCUAGAGAAGAUACAGAAAAAGAGGCGGAGACCGAAGAGAACCUUGACAAAUCGACGGAAUUACCAGCUAAGCGGGCGAGAACCAGUGAACAUUCAGAAACUCUUCCCUUACCCGAUACUAGCACAGAAAACUCCUCAAGGAGAUUGCUACGAAAAAGCUCUGGAAGCAUUCCUAGCGUGGAGAGCCGCCUAGCAAAAGUCGACAACAAUGUUCCUAAUCUUAACGAAAGCAGAUGUCUCUUAACUGGAGAAUGUGCCUCGUGCCGAGCCGUUUUUGAAAGCUGGGAGGAACUGAUUGUUCACAUCGAGGACGACCAACAUUGCAAAAGAUACUACGUUGACGAAAACAAGAAUUUCUGUUUCAUUUGUGACCGGCCAUUCAAAGUUCUUAGAACUCACUGCCACGAUGUGCUGAAAGGACAGUGCUAUAGCACAGCUAUUAACACUGCUAAAGGAAAAGUCAGCUACGCAGGAACUACUCAGGAAGCGCACGCAGCUUACUCGAGAAUCGCAUUCAAAAAUUUUCAUUCUAAGUGGGACACGGUUCCAGAAUCCAAGAAUAAUAUGGUCGACGAGCUUCCGAAUUCAGGUGUUGAUCAACUUGCUAAUGAUGGGGAAAUGGUGCAAUCGCAAAUUACAGAAACAGAAACUGAAAAUGAAAACGACUCUAUGGCAAAUCAAGAAAAUAUGGAUGAAGACCCCGAGGUCGAAAACAUUGAUGAUCGAUCCCCAUCUGUUACGGCAAUGGAAGAUUCCUUCGAUAAACCCCCACUUGAUCCACCAGGUCUUGAAGAUGUUCCAAUUCUUUUUAACAACGAAAACAGCCUUUUUAUAAAGACAGAAAUCCCAGAUCUCCCGAUAUCUUUUGCUACCUGA
Molecule: messenger RNA, 1677 nt
Organism: Oikopleura dioica
Lineage: Eukaryota; Metazoa; Chordata; Appendicularia; Copelata; Oikopleuridae
Source: the annotation of a GenBank genome assembly